AUGACCCCGAAUCCUCACAACAGUCGAACACCGGUAGCAAAGUCUGUCAUAGACACAUCUAAGCACCAAAAUAAUGAGGAAUAUCACGAAGGAAGAAAAGAAGGGCAUCGUGCAGUGAAAGCAGAAAGCAUAGAGACAACCGUUAGGAGAGAAGACAACAUGCUUGACAAGAGCGAAGAGCUGGGUGAGGCCUUAUUACUGCUGCUACAAAGCCUCACAAGUGAUUUGCAACAUGACUUGCAACAUGAAAUGCGAGAGGACAUACAGGCGCAACUGCAUUACAUCGAGGGGGCUACAUCCCAGUCUGAAAAGUAUCUUGUGGCAGUAGCAGACCGAUUGGCGGCAGACCUUGUUGAGACUAAGAGGCGAAUGGACGCAGACUUGAGACAAACACACCAGGCAUUCAGAGAGGCAAUGUCGAUCUCUUCAGAAAACAAUGUUUCACCGCGACCUGGCUAUCUGUCCUUCUGA
This is a messenger RNA of Truncatella angustata, 471 nucleotides long. RefSeq lists its product as uncharacterized. The record is from RefSeq and is a predicted model, not a curated record. NCBI's taxonomy places the organism in Eukaryota, Fungi, Ascomycota, Sordariomycetes, Amphisphaeriales, Sporocadaceae. Bases 1 to 471 code for a protein of 156 amino acids. The transcript has a single exon.